UUCCUUUUGUCACAGUGAUGUGCCCUUUUGUAUGACAUGGCGCCUCAAUCAGGGUCGCAAAGCUUCUUAACUCUUAUUUUACUUUCUCCCCCAGAACGCAGAUGGAGAGUCCCCGACUUCCCAAGAGGGAGAGAAGGAGGAGAGACGUUGCAUCAAAUUGCCGACGGAGAUGGUGGCAGAGGAGCCAUUUCUGGUCUCUUCUUCCUUGUACCACUGGAUGACCACCAUGAUGGUCGCAGGCGACGGAAUGGCCGGCCAUCCAAGAACGGUCAUGGAGAUCCCUAUCGAAUCCCCAGAGAGCGGCUCCUCAAUCCCCGUUGCCGUGGCCUUCACCCACUCCCCGGCCCGUCAGGAAAGUGCGGCCGUCGAAAUCCAGGCUGCCUACAGAGGCCACCUGGUCCAGGUGUUGGUACGAAUUGUUCGUCAAGUGAAGCAGGAAGCCGACCGGCUGGAGGCCGUUCUCCAGGCGCAGGAGACGGUGGACAGGGUGCGGACCGACCCAAGGGAGAGGCUCCGCCUCAACGAGGAGCUCAUGCGGCUGCUUCUCCGCCUCGACUCCGUCCCCGGGCUUGUCCCCUCCGUCAGGGAUCUCAGGCGGCGUGUCAGCCGGAAGAUCGUCGACCUGCAGGAGAUUCUCGACGCCGUUGCCUCCACCCGUCUAGUCGGGCGGCUCCGCUGGAUGUGUCCGACUAGUUGGCAUGACCCAGAAGACGAAGAAGAAGAAGGAGAGAGGAGAGUUCGCGCCCUUGCCCACGACGUCGACGAUGAUGACGAGGGUUUGCUGAGACUCUGGGGUUUGCAGAGUGUUUUGCAAUUUUAAUGAAGGUAUGCUAUCGGUAUGUAAUAGAAUAAUUAUAGUAAUAAAAAAAUGUGCCGUACAAGGAGUGCGUUUGUUAGCAACGGUAAAUUAAUUGAUAUGUAAACUUCGUUUCUCUCUCUCUCUCUCAUAUGACUGAAAAAUUCCUGUAAAUCUUGGAAUUGGUAUGUGAAAUUCGAGUACCGCUGUUUGGUUUGAACCAAGAAGGUGAAGUAUUCUUGAAACUUUAAAUU
Nymphaea colorata (pocket water lily) is the source of this 1050-nucleotide messenger RNA. RefSeq names its product BAG family molecular chaperone regulator 5, mitochondrial-like. Gene Ontology annotation, biological process: protein folding. Lineage: Eukaryota; Viridiplantae; Streptophyta; Magnoliopsida; Nymphaeales; Nymphaeaceae. Gene Ontology annotation, cellular component: plasmodesma. Gene Ontology annotation, molecular function: protein-folding chaperone binding. The record is from RefSeq and is a predicted model, not a curated record. The transcript has a single exon. Bases 170 to 820 code for a protein of 216 amino acids.